AUUACCAAGCACAAAAACUUGUGCUAGGUAUAGAAGCAAAAAAACUUCUUUACCUAGUCAUAAACAGUUGCUCAUCCAGCAUAUAGAAUGAAUGGGAAAUAUGUAAUACCUCUGCAACAGAGAGCAUGGCAUACUCAUUUAGACAAAUCUCUAGCUCCGGCAUUAGUAUAGUACAGACUAGGUGUUCUUUUGGGUGGGUUUUUCUUUUACCUGCCUGUUUCUGGGACUGGGGUGGGGCGAAGAGGAGAAGAAGUUCCUUGUUAUUAGUCCUUGGUAUCUACUGAAAUUUUGUUCCUAACUGAAGGUUAUCUUCCUCUCCUCUUCGUGGUGGUUUGGUGGUGAUUUGUUUGUGUUGCUAUUAGUGUUUGUUGGGUGUAUGGACGAGUGGGUUUUUUUCCGGCUGGAAACAGGAGAAGAGUGCAUGUGCAUACCCAUUAAUCCAUCCAUCUGAUGCUAGCAUCUAUUGAAGUUUUUUAGUGAACUUAUUAAAUUAGGAAGGCAGAUAUAUUUUCAGAAAAUGAUGCCUUCGGCACACAUUUCCAAAGAGAACAUAAAUCAUGGGCAUUUAAUGUGCCGGUUUGUCUUAGAUCUGGCUUCCACUUGUUGAUUAGACACCGCAAAAGAAUGUUUAGAGGCAGUUUAUGUAUUUCUAAGAUUGCACAUGGAUCCUAUGAACCAAAAGUUAUUAACUGACCUAUGCUCUAUGAGAAUGUUGAUAUCCUUUUACACCAUAUUUUAUUCUAUUUUAUUAACAGAUUUGUGCCUGUUAAUAUUUUUGAUGUAAUAUCGGCCAAUGCUUCACAGAGUGAAUGUUACUGUUGGGUUGAAUGAGGAGAGGAUGAUGAUGACUGGGAUGCACACAGUUGCUGACAUAUUCUGUGUUGGUUGUGGGUCAAUUGUGGGAUGGAAAUAUGAGGCUGCACAUGAAAAGAGCCAGAAAUAUAAAGAAGGAAAAUUUAUUCUUGAAAGGUUCAAAGUUACAGGUCCUGAUGGAAGCAAUUACUUGCUAAGCCAUGAAGUUCAUGUUGGGGGAAGUGACACUGAUGAUGUUUAAUUUGUCUGGACAAAGUUGUCCCAGGAAUAAUUGUAUAUUCUUUCCCGUCAAUGCUCUUGUCUCGUCUGAUAUAGAUUCAGAACAUUCAUUCUCUUUAACACAUGGUAAUCAACUGCAGCAUAGUAUAUCAAUAAAUUAGACACUGUUUGCUCGCA
Messenger RNA from Asparagus officinalis (garden asparagus), 1209 nucleotides. RefSeq names its product protein yippee-like. The transcript has 3 exons. Gene Ontology annotation, cellular component: ubiquitin ligase complex. The coding region runs from base 794 to 1054 and encodes 86 amino acids. The record is from RefSeq and is a predicted model, not a curated record. Lineage: Eukaryota; Viridiplantae; Streptophyta; Magnoliopsida; Asparagales; Asparagaceae.